Messenger RNA from Astrephomene gubernaculifera, 5888 nucleotides. The record is from the annotation of a GenBank genome assembly. NCBI's taxonomy places the organism in Eukaryota, Viridiplantae, Chlorophyta, Chlorophyceae, Chlamydomonadales, Astrephomenaceae.
GAACAGGCUUCUGCUUGCAUUAUUAUUGAAAUACUGAACAACUCUUUGCCAGUAAUCUUGGGCAGCACGCUCACGACCCUUUAGCUUCUACGCUGGAAAACGUGCGGUCAUGACAAUUUGUAUAGAACUGUCUUGAUUCUGAGGCUAUUUUGGAGUUCUCUUGAACGGGCGCUCCUACGUAUAGUAAUGUCUCCGCAGCUCUUUUUCCUUUUCAUUGCCUACCUUUCCUACACUCGGACCUGCGUUGCACAGCAAUGUGAACCAGUGAGCGUUUCUCAGACAGUGACAACGUUUCCUCCGGGGGCUGCAGUCGCUGGUCAACCGUUUACGUUCACAGUGGCCCUGCUGGACAGUAAUAUGCAGCCAGUAUGCACAUUCUAUGAUCCUUUGCUUCUAGUCCAGUGCAUUGCCGCAACAGGGACGUCAUUCUGUGAAACUUUACCCAACGUUACACCGGUUGGAAAUGGUGUUUACAACAUAACAAUAAGCCCGUCAACGUUCUGGGGAGGCCACGAACCGUGGCCACCAACUCAGAAUCCGAAUCAGCCUUUGCCGGACACUUACUUCUCGGGCUCAACUCUCGUACAAGUGACAUACGACCUGGCUGACGUCCCUGGAAGUCCAUUUCCGGUGACUGUAAACGCGGCCCCAGAAGUAUGCGCUGCAUACUCCGUGAUAAACUUGGCCGAUCCUCCGAUGGGUCCUGCGGGUGCUCCAUUUAUCGUAGCGAGGUUGUACCAGAUUAUGGAUCGCUUUACCAAUUGGAUCCGGACUCCAGAUGUCAUAGCCAAGAUACGCGUAAGCAGAGUUGAGAUGUUUUCCUGAACAGUCUUACUGGCUUACAACUUUCUUCAACGUGUAGGUGCAAAGCUCAUCCCCAGAAGUUAAUAUAACGUACCGUUGGUGGUACAAUUGGUGGAUUGAGUUCCUUGUGUUUUCAGACAAGGCGGGGGACUACACGUUUGAAGUCUUACUUUCAGAUGCUGAUGGAAAUGAAGAGCGGCUACGAGUUCAUAGCCAGGCUGGCUUAAGCUACGCGGUGCCGUUCAAGGUGUUGCCCGGCGAGCUUGAUGUGGCAAAUUUUGCCAUAACUGGACUUCCUGCACGUUUCCUGGCUGGCACAGAGGUUUCUCUUUCUGUGCAAGCUAUGGACGCCCUGAUGAAUCCUACACCGCUUUUGGACCCAUCAGAGUAUAUACCGUUUGUGGUGCCAGAGCAGGACAGUUCAUUAAUACAUGUCAUCCUGAAGGGGUAUAAUGAAAACAGGCAGCAGCCAAGCAUCUUUCAAUACCUAGAUGCUGGAGAUUUUGGCUUGUUGAGGUGUUGCAUCACCUGUUUCGUCUCUGGCCAAUACAAGGUCACCAUUGAAUACAAGGGUACCCUCAACGUAACCAUAUUCGAGGGUAGCUUUGAGGUCAUACAUGGAAUGCCAUUCGCCAACAAGAGUGAGGUUGCAAUCCCGAGCUCAGCUAGUGCUGGAGUUGUCAGAUUUCAGGCACACCUUCUGGAUGAAUGGGAGAAUCCUUCUCCAGCACCAGAAUUUCUCAGCAUUUGCGUCCAAAACCUCAAGGAUGGCUCACAGCUUAGCGUUUAUGCCCCGGAAUACUUGGACCAACAGCAGGUGCUGGUUUACUCGGUAGCGAUAAGUGCAGCCGGCAAUUACACUUUCUCUGUUAGCAUGGGUGGUGUUCUAGUGAAGGAAGCAAAUUGCUCAGUACAACCCCAGGCCAUCCUGAGCCCAGCCUCGAGCCAGGUCACAGGGCUUGGAGCUGGAUUACCUUUUUCAUAUGGCGAUGCUAACUCCGCCACACCUCUCAUAGCUGGUAAUACUUACAUUGUCUGGCUUUUCGCGAAGGACGCUUUUGGAAACGCGUUAGAUUUGCAAGCUGGAAUUCAAGUGCCCCUGCUAUCCGCGGAUGGCCCUGGCCGUAUAACGUAUUCUUACCUGUGUAAGGACAAUGGGGUAAUAGAGUACAUUUACUCUAUCAGUGUCAGCGGUAACUACAUCCUUGGCAUCCGAGCAGAUACUGGGCUUUUCUACAAAGGAAUGCUCCAAGUUCUACCGGACCGAGUGCAAUACAACUUGACCGUCGUUUCAAUAACGGCCAGAGGUUUAGCAGGAGGAGGGCUUGCCGUCAACCUUGCUUUCAUUGAUCAGUUCGGAAAUGCAGCCUUAGCCUCAGGUUCCUUGCUGCUGCUUGCAAGGGCCUAUGGAGGCCCGGGCUACGUUAGCCAUGAUGUGCCACUACACGCUGAGAACAAUUUAAGUACCACAUUGAACGUGACAAGGGCAGGAAUGUAUGCAGUAUCAUGCUACCUUAAUGGAAUGCUCCUUGGACAUGAGACGGCGCUUGUUGAGGUCCUUCCUGGCAAGCCUGCUACAAUACAGAUGGCCGCUCAAGGGCUGACCCGCGACAAUCUUACCUUCAUUUCCCAGGAGUUUUCGGAUUCCUUUGGGAAUCCUAUAACGGAUCCUGGAAUCCUCCAGUUCAUAGGAUUAUCAGUAACCCCAAGCAUCCCAUGGGAGGCAAAUAUGACAAUGAGCCCGGCAACUGGCUUCCAAACAGCAGUAUGGACUGGUCAGGGACCCCAGCAACGCUCUUUGCUCGUGUACUUCCAGUCCAGUUACUUGGGAACGUUCAAUUGGUCAGCAUACACUGCACCUACAAACAUGACCAGCCAGAACAAAAUCUCGUUGAUUCAGCUGCGGAUAGCCGCCUCGGUUCUGAGCGUAUCAUGUCUCUGCUGCUCGGUUGCUUUCCUCAUGUCCGCUAUGUACGUGUACGUGAGGUAUGUAUAAUUGUGUAUGCCUUGCAGCAAGGCACCUCCAUACCUCGUAACUACGUUUCUGCUAUAGAAGUGUGUAGUCGGUUGGUCUAACUAGUGCUUGCACAAGAUCCAAGUUGGUGACUACUUGGUGGUGCUUACUCCCGCCUAGGCUAGUGUCCGGGGAAGAGCUGAUGGCCACACGGCUAACAAGGUGUCGGGCUGAAUGAGCUGGUUAGCCGGCAUAUAUAUUGCAGCUAGGUCUCCAGCAUCGUGUGUCAAACUAUGUGUGGGUUCAUGGUGUGCUGUACCAUACUAUAUAUAUGCGAUAAUGGGGCGUUGACCGACAUAUCAUGCCCAGCGACAUACAACUUGUAUCGUCCUGUGCUAUGUGACAUCACAUUAUGUUGAAUGAGACACAGUAAGCUAUACCACACUACACUGCACCGGCAAUCCCCUGCCUACCGUUUAUGGCUAUGGAUGGCUAGUAGAAUGGAUCUCAGGAAAAUGUUUGUCGCUGAAGAAGUCAGUCGAGACGUCGUUGUUUGGACUUCUCAUAAAGGCAGGGACCAUGGCGAAGGACAAUUUUUAUGUCCGUGCCCUGUUUUCAAAGCCGAGACGCUAGCUUCACAGCUUGUAUGUGAAAACCGCAACCGGUAGCGCACUCCUUGUGCUGUAAGACCGUCGACCCAUCUCAAGCAGCAGUGCACGUGAAGACGUUCCUUUCCAGCCGACGUGAAUGAACGAAUGCAAAGCAUCUUUGAAAGCGUCCUCAUCCUAUGCCGUCCAUCGUCUGUGCUUCUUGAAAGGUGGUGGACAAGCCACUCUUCCAUUGGCUGCCUAAGUGCUUUAUUACCACCGCUCCUUAUAACCCUAGGUAAACAAAAUUAGUAAUUUUGCGGCAGCGCAUGAUGGUUUCGGUGCGGCUGCCGUACAGUUCCUAUAUAUCCCUGCAUUGUCGUCCACAAGAUACGAAAGCCUUCCUUUAACACAGGCACAGGCAUUACCACUUUACAAGAUUAACAUGUUAGGCAUUGGUGAACUAAAUCCUGUACGAAGAUACUUCUUUCACAAGCAGGAGCUAUCAAACUGUCCAGCUUCCAUCUGAGAACAGUUGCUUUGAUGUGGUGUACACAAUGAGCAUCAUAACUACACAUAGUACAGGAUUCAUAAGAAGACAGAAUGCUCUCUUACCCACGACCAAAAUAAAGGAUACUAGAGGUAUCGUUUGUUACACAAAACAAUAGUACGAAAUCGCUUAGGCUACCCAGGCUUCAAGCAUGAGAGCUAUGGACGGCUCCCCGUGUCGGACUUUUAAUGCCGCGGGGAGGUCCAAAUGCACGGCUUUCUCUCUUACGCGGGGAGGCCUAUGCCUUCAUUCCUUUGGUGCCGCAAACCUGAUAACCUCUGAGUCCGCCCCAGGUCCCCUGAAAGUUCCGAUGCAUGCUCUGUUACAGAAGGCAUCAUGAAUCUUCGGUGAUUACGCUGCAAGCUUUUUGUAUACAAAUAUUUCACUAAGUUCUUAACUGUUCGUUGCCCCAUGGACCGUAUGUAUGUAUGUAUGUAUGUAUGUUACAAGCUUCAGGCUCGUAAGGCCCAGACGAGCCAGUAGGCUUAGGGGCCAUUCACAUAUGAGUGAUUUUGGGAAUGAGUGCGUAGGAGCGCGUAGGGGAAAAUUGUUCAUAUUGUAAUUUUUAAUUACGUUUGGCCUGGAAUUAUUUUUAACAACGCCUGAGUUCAAAAAAUAAUUCCAUAGGUGAAACAUGAGUGAAUCAUGAGUGACGUUGAGUGAAGUGAGUGAAGAAACUCGUGAGCAGGCGCCCCCUGGUAAACAGCAUCCCUAUGCCAAGCGCAUACUUCGGUUGCUUUUCUAGACUCCGCGACUGCAUAUUUUUGUUCUCGAUAUACUACUUUCUCAUAGAAAGCUUUGCGCGGCCUCGCGCGGUGCGAGUUUGACGAAUUUGCUAACGUUGGUCGCGACCAGCAACUACCGCGUGCGCAUGGCUGCGGAGACCUGCGAAGAGAUCAUCUUGGCAGGUCUACGCAGCCGCUAGCUUCCUGCCCUGCUGCCCGUGUUCGGUCGCGGUCGCGGCAUUUCGACUCUCACUGUACGCCCGACCAAUGUGAACGCGUAUUGAGUUUUUUCGACUCAUUCACGCACCCUCACUCAAAAGGACCUCCCCCCGUAAAUCCCCCCGUAAAUCCCCCCGUAACGAAGUGGAGGGGAGGAUUGGAGGACAGUCGGUCGAAAUUGUGUCCGUUUGUCUGUCUGUCUGUGCGUCCGCAGAAGUGGCGGCAACUUCCUUCAUAUAUGAAUGGCCCCUUACGGACCGCCCGAAAAACAAGCAGAGAAAGCAAAAGAGAAAGCUGUAGGCAUCAAUAUCGCAAAGCCAUACGCAGUGCUUCCACCCAAGAGUGAAAGCAGAGGUUGUCCGGUUCAAAACUGAUAUCGGGUGAGUUUACCAGCCUCAUAGUAUUCAAUUUCCGCACCGCCACACCACUUGGGCCUGAGUGCCUGCUCCUGCAGCUUUUUGAAAACUCCCAUCCGCUCCUUCCGCAGCUCACGGCCAGAGUCAGUGAGGUAGGGCGUAACCGUAACUCCCUCUCCCUCAGCCUCUUCGCCGCCUGGAUUACCCGGCCACGCUCCAGCGGUUUCACCUCCAUGACAACACUCCAGUUUCCUAAUGCAGUCAGCCAGCAACGCUGGUACUUCAUUCCCUCACUCACUCCAAUGGCUCCCUCGCCUACCAGCCAGUCACAUUCGUUAGCUUGUAGCCUAGCUAGCUGCUCCCGGUUCACACUGCGCAGCAGGAUCUUGUCUUCUUCCUCCAUCGACUCAGCUUUAGGUGAAACAGGCUCGCCCGCAGGUACCGCCAGUGCCACCUGCUGCCUCAAGUCACUGAGGCUACUCACCUUCUCCUGAAACUGGGUGUCCAGUUGUGCUACUUUGAUCUCCAUCGCAUGCACUUGCUCCUUUAAGGCGGUCACCUCUUUGUCCACCUUCACCUCCUUCACUUCCCUGUCUUGAACGUCAUGGCCACAUAUGCUAGCGCUGCGUCGGUUCGUGAAAGCCGGCUGAAAAGCUCACGCAGGAUCUCUUCAGUUGAUAGCUUCUGCAGAAU